Gadus macrocephalus (Pacific cod) is the source of this 4522-nucleotide messenger RNA. RefSeq names its product muscle RAS oncogene homolog a (gene mrasa). The coding region runs from base 263 to 889 and encodes 208 amino acids. NCBI's taxonomy places the organism in Eukaryota, Metazoa, Chordata, Actinopteri, Gadiformes, Gadidae. Gene Ontology annotation, biological process: signal transduction. The transcript is spliced from 6 exons. Gene Ontology annotation, cellular component: plasma membrane. Gene Ontology annotation, molecular function: GTP binding; GDP binding; GTPase activity. The record is from RefSeq and is a predicted model, not a curated record.
GCUGUUGCAAUAUAAAGAUUUGCUACACAACGUAUUGUUUCUCGGAUGUGUGGAGCUGUAGUCCAAGGGCGGCAGUGGAUUCACGACCUGAGACCAAGAUGUGGACUAUGUCAACGUGAAACCGUGUUUCGUGCACACGACAAGGAUAUUCACAUCGGUUUUUGUGUUAGACCAGCCACCUACUACUAGCCUACUUCCCCACCUCAUUCUCAUUUCGUAUCCGCCGGUGGUGGUGGUGGCGGUGUUGGUAGUGGUGGUAACCAUGGCAACCAGCGCGGUGCCUAGCGACAACCUUCCGACGUACAAGCUGGUGGUGGUCGGGGAUGGAGGUGUGGGGAAGAGCGCUCUCACCAUCCAGUUCUUCCAGAAGAUCUUUGUGCCGGACUAUGACCCCACCAUAGAGGACUCCUAUCUUAAACACACAGAGAUAGACGGCCAGUGGGCCAUACUGGAUGUGUUGGACACGGCGGGUCAGGAGGAGUUCAGUGCCAUGCGGGAACAGUACAUGAGGACCGGGGACGGCUUCCUCAUCGUGUUCUCCGUGACGGACAAGGCCAGCUUUGAGCACGUUGACCGCUUCCACCAGCUCAUUCUACGGGUAAAAGACAGGGAGGCGUUCCCCAUGGUGCUGGUGGCCAACAAAGUGGACCUGGUACAUCUGAGGAAGAUCACCAGCGAGCAGGGCCAGGAGAUGGCUGCCAAACACAAUAUUACCUACAUUGAAACUAGUGCCAAGGAUCCUCCUCUCAACGUGGACAAGGCCUUUCAUGAGUUGGUACGCGUCAUCAGACAACAGGUCCCGGAGCGGAGCCAGAAGAACAAGAAGAAGAUGAAGUGGAGAGGAGAACGCUCCACAGGUUCUCACCGCUUCCACUGCAUCAUAUUGUGACUGCCCUCCUUCUCUGAAUGGUCUGUUAACUCACAGACACACACAGAAACAAUCACCCUCCCUCACACGCACACAUCCACACUCUCAAACGCACUCACACACCCGCAAGCAUAUCUUUUGAUGUCAGGGAGUACUGUAACCCCGAGCGGUCGUCGACUACUGGAGCACAAGAGGAGGAGGCGGAGGGGACGCUAAAAGGUGGACAGACUGGUUAUCAGACAGAGGGAGGCCCGGGAGACUGGAAUGGGCUGUGGCAGGAGGACCCCGUUAGCAACGUCGCAGUGACCCUGAGGAGCAGAUCCUCCUGAGACACAGUGAACUGCUCUCUUUCCUCCUCAGUCUGUGGUUCAAUGAGAAGCCUCAUGAGGCAGCUUCAUGAAGAGGCUACUCUGUGACUUUGAACCCCGGAUCUCCAUGCAGCGUCCAUACUCCGAACUGGUGUCAAACCGCUCCAUGUGAUUGGACCCGGCACAGGAAGCGCCUGGACAACGGUGGCGAGAACUAGACAGUGGUGAAACUAUUUCACCAACCUGUUCUAUCUAUCUAUCUAUUUAUCUAUCUAUCUAUUGAUCUAUCUAUAUCUUUCUGUUUAUCUGUCUCCCUAUCCCCUUUUUUCUCUCUCUUUGGUCUUUCUCCCGCCUACUCCCUCUCUCCUUAGCUCUUACUCUCACCCUAUCUCUCUUUCUCUCCGCUGCGCCCUCUGGUGCCCAAACGGACGAAGGUCAGAGGAGCGUCGCUCAAGGCAGGAGGUGUUCUGGAAGGACAGGCGUGUAGAGGUGGAAACCGUUCAUGUUUUUCUUUUUUCUUCUGUGAAUCAAUGGAAGUUAAUGUUUUGUGCUGAUGUCGAUGGGUAAACGCCCGUGAGUCCUGUGAGUUUAAAGUGUACAUUGUGAUUUUUUGUGAUGCUCGGUUAAGUGGUGCUGGAAGGUCCGAUCAGAAGGAGGAAAUCAGGAAACAUAGGAAAGAGAGAGAGGGAUCAAUGGUAUGUAUGUAUGUAUGUAAUGCAGGUGUUCUCUGAAUGCAUCAGGAGAAGUUUCUUCAUGUAGCCAUCGGUCAGUGAAGCCUGAAUUGGAGGGUUGGUUAAAUCAGAGGCGUGAAAGUUAAAAGUAAAAGCAAGCAUACGGCCAUGUUUACAUAGACAUCUAUAAUAGUAUUAUUUUCUAUCAUAGUCUUUACGAAUCCUUGCAGUUUCUACAUCGUGUACUAAAACCAGAAGUGUGUUAUCACAUACUGACUGCAUUGCACGCAUCGACCGUAGGAAUACAUUUAUUUUAAGGUUAAAGAAGGCAGCAGUUUGAAUGAAGUCCCUAUUAUAGUUGCCGUUAUAAACACGUGAGAUUUACGGAUACAUUGAAAAUCAUUUUCACAAGGGCCAGGAGAACUUGAAGAAGCAGUUUUGCACUGGCCACAAACCAAAAGAUGUGAUUUCAGUUACUUCAGGGCUGUAGGGGAAAUGUCAUCGCCUGUACUUUGGGUUCAACGGAGGACAGCUGUAACGUAAAAAGCUUUUACCCUGGGUUAAAAGUUGAAGCGUGGCUAAUCCAGCCCCCUCACAUACUGUACCGGUCGGUCUGGGAACAUAUUCCAGGAUUUUGAGAUGUGCCAUGGUCAGUUCUCGCCCAGUGUUGCAGGUUUUGUGUUUUGGAAUGUGCCAACUUGUGAACGGAAAGACGCCAUGUUAACGAUGACCCGGAGUAGGACUGAGAACGGGUUGAAGCGGACCACCAACUGAAGCAGCAAGAUAUUCAAAAUGUAUGGGAAAGCAAGUUUAGAAGGUGGACGUGAACAAUUUAAUAACCUAUGAAAUGGCAUGUACUGUUAUCGCACUAAAAUAAGUUUUGAGGGUCUUUCGGGUCUCGAUGAAAACUGUCUCUCGAAGGAUGGAAACUUUUUUGCACUUUUAAUAGAAUUUCAAAUUUUCCUCAUAGUUCGUGGCUCUCCUUUCAGAUCGGUAAGACGAAGAGAAAGCCACGGUGGAAUUUGAAUGUCAAAAAAUAACACGCAAAUAGAGUUGUAGCCCUAUCUGCCUGUGUGUGCCUGUUGGUCAGGAAGAGUUGAGUAUGAGAGUGUUGAGACUUAAUCAGAUUCAAUGGGUUCAUAAAUAUAUAUAUAUAUAUAUAUAUGUGUGUGUUUUGGAACCGUGGAAGACUGAAUUCAACAGCUUUUCAAUUACUGCAAAGGAAAUGAAAGGAAAUCUGCAGUAAAUGUCAACAUAAGAGACACACACAGGACGAAUAAAUAUUGUAAAAGGGACUUUUCGACAGUCUGUGUUGGUCAUAGAAUGGACAUGAGUGUACUGUUUGACUAUGGAGCAACAGACCUUGGGCUGGGGGGGGGGGGGGGGGGGGCUGUGUUAAAAGACAAUGUUAUUGUGUAUGUUUGAUACUUUUUGUAUUAUUGAUAUGAUCUUGCAGUGUUUUUUUUUAAAACAACUGAAUAAUUUAUUACUGUCAAUUUUACCUCAGUGUGUCCCAGACCUGGACAAAAGAAUAUUUGAAAAAAGAUUUGACUGGCGUGUUGAAUAUUCAGUGAUGUUGUUCAAGGAAAGCUGGGUGCCCAGUAAGGCCCAAGGCCCUCACCCCAGGUGCCACUGCAGAACAUCAGUUGCAUUAUUCUAUAAUAAACCCAUGGCCCAGGGUGCGGACACUUACUUUGGAUUGAAAUAAAAGGAAUGAUUCUUGAAAUAUUAAGGAACUUUCUCCGACUUCUUUGGGUCUUGGUUAAAAGGUCCCAUGACAUGCCACCAGGUGUGGUGUGAUUAGCGUUACAAGCCGUUUUGGAUAUCUGCCCCUUAUGACAUCACAGGUGGGCGUGUCCACCUAGAUGUGUGACGGAUAGAUGAGCAACGUUUGCUACAGUUCACUGGGUAGGCUUGUAGGCUGAUCUAUCCAGCACACAUCUAGGUGGACACCCCCACUAUAAUGUCAUAAGGGGCAGAUGUCCAAAACAGCUUGUAACGGCUAAUCACACAACACCUGGUGGCAUGUCAUGGGACCUUUAAGUUCUACUUUUUAAUUUCAGAGUUGAAAUGCAAGCACACCUGGGUCAGCUCUAAGACAAUGCCAGACAGAGGAUGACAGCCAUUCGAAGCCUAAGGAAUGUUUUGUAUCUAAUCCUAGUUCAGUAGCGUUGUUAGAGUAUUUUGGUCCCAUUUGGCACAGAUGAUAUAUAAAGGAUCAGUGCAACAUUUGCAGUCAGCAAAUUGUUGGGUUUAAAAAAAAAUAAAUAAAAAAUAAUAAUAAUAAUAAUACAUUUAAAACUUGGCUUGAACAAAAAAGAACGCACCAUAUUUUUCUUGCAUUUCAUUUUUACCAAAGCAAAUUCCCCCAAAUUAAUGUAUGCACUUCAAUAUCAAGAGCGGACCAAGCCUGCAUGCAAGCUGAAUCAAGAAAACUGUUUUUUCACCUGCUUAGAGAAACAAAUAUAUCAACACAUGGACCAUGUUGACCGUUUAAUUAAUUGUAUUAGAAUUUAACACUUUACGAUUCUGAAAUGUGAAUACUGAACUGUGUAUUUAUGGCCAGGUGUGUCUGGCUGUGUCAUUCUGCAGAGCUAGAGGAGGCACAAACAACUCAACUAUGGCCUUUUAUAGCCUCAGGGGUCCUUUCUCUUUCAAUAAAGAAUUACAUUACA